GCAUCCCUCCGCCUUCGCCUCCCAAUCUGAGCGCAGAGAAGUCAAAAGGGAGAGGCAAUCUCGAUGUGGCGAGAGAGAGAAGCGCAUCAGUCGGCUCCCUAAAACUCAGCCCUGCCCAGCAGAGGCAGGACAGCGAAGGCAAGAGGCGAAGGCAGCAAAGCAGCCUUGAGUAGAUCGAGGAUCCCGCGGAAGGGACCAACAGUUGCAGACCGACCUCUCCGAGCUCGGGCGCAGCGCCGAGAAUCCGGGCGGAGAGGGGCCAUCCGGAGGAUCAAGAGGACUAGCAGCACACGCUGUGUUUUGUUUUGUUUUUUUGUUUUUUGCCGGGAGAGGUUCUGUUUUUGUUGGGAGAGGGCGUACUGUGAAGCAGGCGGGGGACCCGGACCCAGACACCGGUUCUUGCUCAAGGCAGAGCGGUCGGGCGAGCGGGGGAGCCAUGGAUCAGGACCAGACGAGGAUGGCGAGGGGGCCGAAGUUGACGCGGAAGGAAUGGGUGCGUUGACCAAAAGCGGAGCGAGGGGGAUGGCUUUGCGUCGGCGAGGGCUCUCCAGAAUGGGAUUUCUCGCGUUUCGAGAGCAUCUCCUCUUACUGCUCUGCGCAAACUUCUUCCCUGCAUUCAGCCACAUCGAAACUCGAGCCCACGCAGAGGAGCGCCUCCUGAAGAAACUCUUCUCUGGGUACAACAAGUGGUCCCGGCCGGUGGCCAAUAUUUCAGACGUAGUUAUUGUGCGCUUUGGGUUGUCCAUCGCACAGCUUAUAGAUGUUGAUGAAAAAAACCAAAUGAUGACCACGAACGUGUGGGUGAAACAAGAGUGGCACGAUUAUAAGCUACGCUGGGAUCCCGAGGACUACGAAAACGUCACAUCUAUACGAAUUCCCUCUGAGCUCAUUUGGAGGCCGGACAUUGUUCUCUACAACAAUGCAGAUGGGGAUUUCGCAGUCACCCACCUCACCAAAGCCCACCUGUUCUACGACGGGCGGAUCAAAUGGAUGCCUCCAGCAAUCUACAAAAGCUCCUGCAGCAUCGACGUCACCUUCUUUCCCUUCGACCAGCAAAACUGCACCAUGAAGUUUGGCUCGUGGACUUACGACAAGGCCAAGAUAGACCUGGAGAGCAUGCACCGCCAUGUAGACCAGUUGGACUACUGGGAAAGUGGAGAAUGGGUGAUCAUCAAUGCUGUGGGCAACUACAACAUCAAGAAGUACGAGUGCUGCUCAGAGAUCUACCCCGACAUCACCUAUUCCUUCAUCAUCAGACGCCUUCCUCUCUUCUACACCAUCAACUUGAUCAUCCCCUGCCUUCUGAUCUCUUGCUUGACUGUCUUAGUCUUCUAUUUGCCUUCAGAAUGUGGGGAGAAGAUCACUCUUUGCAUCUCAGUCCUCCUGUCUUUAACUGUCUUUCUCCUCCUUAUCACCGAGAUCAUCCCCUCCACCUCAUUGGUCAUCCCCUUGAUCGGAGAGUACUUGCUCUUCACGAUGAUCUUUGUCACCUUGUCCAUCAUCAUCACUGUCUUUGUGCUCAAUGUCCACCACCGCUCCCCUCGCACUCACACCAUGCCGGACUGGGUGAGGAAGGUUUUCCUUGACGUCGUCCCACGCCUUCUCUUCAUGAAGCGUCCUUCAACAGUGAAGGACAACUGCAAGAAGCUCAUCGAGUCCAUGCACAAGAUAGCCAACUCUCAACGCUUUUGGUCCGAGACAGAAGUAGAACCCAACUUCACUACCUCCUCAUCCAACAGUCCUCAGAGCAACGAGCAAUCUCCCACGUCCUCUUUUUGUGCCCAUCUUGAUGACCAAGCAAAACCACCUCCGGUGUGCAAGUCACCAUCUGGCCAGUAUUCCAUGUUGCACCCGGAGCCGAUUCGGGCCAGUUGUACAUCCCUCCAACCUCCCUGUCACCCUCUGGGAGAAUCUCAGUCCAGCUCAAUCUCCAAAUGCAGGUCACUCAGUGUCCAGCAGAUGUACAGCAGCCCAGUGAAAGCAGAAGAAGGGACCAUACGUUGCCGGUCGAGGAGCAUCCAAUAUUGCUACUUGCAAGAGGAGUCGUCCCAGACCAAUGGGCAAUCCAGCGGGUCGCCAGCCUCCCAGCGCUGCCAUCUCAACGAGGAGCAGCCCAAAGCCAAAGCCACUCACUGUAAAUGCAAAUGUAAAAAACCCGAGUCAGCCAGCACCUCGGGGCAAGGGAGCAAGACUCUGGGCACGAAAGACCAGCAGCUUUUGCUGAUGUCGCCGGCCUUGAAGUUGGCUGUGGAGGGGGUCCAUUAUAUUGCAGACCACUUGAGAGCAGAAGAUGCAGAUUUUUCAGUGAAGGAGGACUGGAAGUACGUGGCAAUGGUCAUUGACAGAAUUUUCCUCUGGAUGUUCAUCAUUGUUUGCUUGCUGGGGACUGUGGGCCUUUUCCUACCUCCUUGGCUGGCAGGAAUGAUCUAGGAUCCAAACAACUCUGGAAAGGAAUCCGUCGCAUCCCAUUCAACCGAUUCCAAUCCACCUGGAAGGGGCAAAGCUGAACGCUGGAGAAGGCGGCUACGAACGAUUUGCUGUAAUGUCUGCGCAUGAACCAUUCCCGGGGAGUUCCAAGGAUGCCUUCCAAGGCUGCAUCACUUGCCUAAGCCAUCUUCAUCUUCUAUAUCUCU
This is a messenger RNA of Zootoca vivipara (common lizard), 2633 nucleotides long. It is a transcript of the gene CHRNA4, whose product is annotated as cholinergic receptor nicotinic alpha 4 subunit. Lineage: Eukaryota; Metazoa; Chordata; Lepidosauria; Squamata; Lacertidae. Gene Ontology annotation, molecular function: transmembrane signaling receptor activity; acetylcholine-gated monoatomic cation-selective channel activity. The record is from RefSeq and is a predicted model, not a curated record. Gene Ontology annotation, biological process: monoatomic ion transmembrane transport. Gene Ontology annotation, cellular component: postsynaptic membrane.